CCCUCCCCGGCCAACUUCCUUCCAGCCUUUCCUGGGCUGGAGCGUCCCCGCAGCGGCGGCGCGGGGGGAAGGAGGCAGCCGGAGGAGCCAGGACAGGAAGCGGGUUCCUCGCUGCGCUCCCGGAGGCAAGAGAGCGGGGCCGGCGGCUCGCUCGGCCUCUGCCCGGGGUGCGGUCCGUGUCCCCCGCUAGCGGGGCGCCGAGGAACCAGGCGGGGUUUGCUCGGGGAGCGGGGCCCGGGACAACACCCGCCUCCCCCCCCUGAGCCAUCGUCCUGCCCGGCCGCGGGCACCGCUCCGGCGCCCCCCGCUGAUGAGAAGCCCGCCGGGCCCGGGCUGUGCGCGCCGCGGCCGCCUGCCUGCCGGGCAGCCCCCUCUGGCCCGGACCUGCCGGCGGAGCGCUGCGGCGGGAGCCCCCAUGUCCCGCGCCGGGCGCGGGGCAGGGGCGGCGGUGUGAGGGGCAGCGCGCCGGGCAGCGGCAGGAGCGGGGCGAGCCGCUGGCGGGACUAACUCAUGAAGAACAAGGGAGCGAAGCCGAAGCCGAAGAGGAAGGGAGCCGCGGGCGCCUUCGGCUGUGACCUGACGGAGCACCUGGAGAGCUCGGGGCAGGAUGUCCCGUACGUGCUGAGGAGCUGUGCCGAGUUCAUUGAGACCCACGGCAUUGUGGAUGGAAUCUACCGGCUCUCUGGAGUGACAUCCAACAUACAGAAGCUGAGGCAGGAGUUUGGCUCUGAUCAAUGUCCAGACCUGACAAGGGAAGUUUACCUUCAGGACAUUCACUGUGUGGGGUCACUCUGCAAGUUGUACUUCAGGGAGCUGCCAAACCCCCUCCUCACUUAUGAGCUCUACAAGAAAUUUACGGAGGCAAUAUCUCGCUGCCCGGAGGAGGAGCAAUUGGCCCGUAUUCAAAAUGUCAUCCAGGAACUUCCACCAUCACAUUACAGGACUUUGGAAUACCUGAUCAAGCAUUUGACUCACCUGGCCUCCUUCAGCAACAUGACCAACAUGCACACCAGGAACCUGGCCCUCGUGUGGGCACCUAAUCUCCUCAGGUCGAAGGAGAUCGAGGCUGUUGGCUGCAAUGGGGAUGCAGCUUUCCUGGAGGUGCGAGUCCAGCAGUUGGUCAUUGAGUUUAUCUUGAAUCACGUGGAUCAGAUCUUCAGCAACAAUAUAAAAACCAGCUCCAUGGAGAAUGAUGAGAAUAUGCCCAUUGUGAAGAGUCUGACACUGCCCUCUGCCUCCCUGCCUAUGAAACUGGUGAGCCUGGAAGAAGCUCAGGCACGGAGUCUGUCAGCCUCCCACCCUGCCCGGAAAGAGAGGAGAGAGAACAGCUUGCCUGAAAUUGUCCCAGUCACUGGAUCCUUCUUCCACACUGUCGUCGACCUACCUGACAGCAAGAGAAAAUUGUCCACCAAAUCCAAGAAAUGGAAGUCAAUAUUUAACCUGGGCCGGUCUGGAGCAGAUUCAAAAUCAAAACUGAGUCGAAAUGGGAGUGUGUUUGUGAGAGGGCAGAAACUCUCUGAAAAAGCAACUAUUCGACCAGCUAAAAGCAUGGACUCUCUGUGCUCCCUGCCUGUAGAAGGGGAGGAUGAGAAAGGCCGGUUCAAACGCACAGUCACUGCUGGAGGGUUUUUCAUCCCGGUGAUGAAAACGCGGACAGGAGGCGCAAGCAGCUCGGGUGACCUCAGCAAGGAGAGUGAGUGGGACCGUGAGGGGGCCCCAGCGGGGGCCGAGGGAGGCUCAGAGCUCAGCAGGGAUAAAGCUGGCCCCAGGGCCCCCCAGGCAAGGCCGCCCCCCGAGCAGUUGAAGGUGUUCCGGGCCAUGGAGGACACUGAAAGCGAGCAGACCUCCCCAAAGACAUGCCGCAUGUUCUACACCUCCGAGACAGCCUCCAAAUCAGGCUUCCCCAGCAGCCUCUUCCCUCUGGAAGCUUCCCCCCGGCACCAGCGGAAAGUCCUGAAUAUCUCAGAGCCCUUUGCCGUUUCCGUGCCCCUUCGGGUGUCCGCAGUCAUCAGCACCAACAGCACCCCAUGCCGCGUGCCUGCCAAGGACAAGCCUGCCCUCUCCAGCCUGGAGGAAUCAUCCGCUCUGGGGCCGGGCAGUGCUGCUCUCACAGCGCCGGAAGGGGAUGGCCAGCCCAGGACUGAGCAGGCCACAGACAAGGAGGAGAACCAGCCCAGGGCUGAGGCUGCACCACGUGAAGCUAGUAGAGGUUCUACCACCGAGGAACUGAUGGCAGCCAAGAAGCCUGAGUCCUCGGAAACCUCAAAGCCAACAACAGAAAACCAGGAGCUGUUAGGCAGUGGCAGCAGCACUAGUGGCAGGCAAGCCCCAGAGCAGAGCCCUGGCUUGAAACAGACACCAGCACCAGAGGGCCCGGCAGGCCUGCACUCGGCAGGUGAGAUCGAGCAAGGCCAGCUCAGGCCGCAGGAAAACCCCUCAGAGAGAGGCAGCCGGCAGCAGGAGACACCAAGGGUUAAAGCAGAGGAGGCCUUGUUCCCGAGAGAGCUGGCUGAAGAUGCUGCUGCCAAUGCCCUGAUGGAACCGCUGUGGCCGGAGAUUCAACAGGAACUCAAAAUUAUUGAAUCUGAAGAGGAGCUCUCAUUCUUGCCUACAGAUGUCCCCAAGACAGGCCCACACCAGCCUGCGUCCUCUGCUUCACCACAAACAGACAGCUUCUCUUCUGGUUCUGUGCUUGCCGUGACACUGGCUGAACAGGAAACUCCAUCCAGAACCCCACAGGUCAUAUCUCAGUUGCCUUUAUUUGGUGCCACCUCCAAAGAAAGUUCAAAGGAGCCUGGCAGCCUCCAGGGUGAUAAACCUGAAGUGGUAGCACAGCGUGACUGCUCUCCUAACAUACCUGAACUGGAUACUGUCCUGUCUGGGACAGCUUCUCCAAAGAACCAUCUAGUGCUGGAGAAUGUCAGCAGUGAUCUUCCACCUCCCCACCAAGACCAGAAGCUUUAUGAUGAGAAGCAGCUCAUUGAGGGUCCUUUAAAAGAAGAUGUCUCAGAUAACAAAGGGAUGUGUCCAGACCAAGCCAAGGAGAAAGGCAACACUGGCCUGCUGCAUAGCGAAAAGGAUGGCAUUGCUGUAGGCCAGGAUGGAGUCUUGACCCAGAGGGAGAAGCCUGAUAGAGUGGCUGCUGGAGAUGGCCUGAUCUCAUCAAAGAGGGCAAGUGGAGCUGGAGCCCAGAAGCCCAAAGAGGGCGGCAUGGCUAAUAGAGCCCAGGACUCUUUCGACCAUGAAGAGGAGGAUGCAUGGACAGACAAUGUCCAGGGCUUUGAGCUGGUAGAGCCAUGGGAGGAUCACCAGUGGGUCACCAGCCCGCUCCAUUCCCCCACCCUCAAGAACCUCCAGGAAAAGGCAAUGCAGGACUUCCAGUCACAGAGCUAUGGAGUGGAGAGGGGCCUUUCUGUUCGGCCACGGUUCAGUCGCAGUCUUUCUCUGGAUAGCAAAGACAUGGUGCUGAGUGCGUGGGCUAUCCAGCCACCUCUCACAAGUGCAGCUGAAGAGCUCCCACGUGGCUGCACUAGAUCGGGGACCAGGGACCUGUUAGAAACACUGCCAACCUCACCACCCAGGCCAAGCCACAUCGAGCGAGCCGAGACCUGUCUGAGUCCUCAAGAGGACUCUUUAGAGCCUGAGGGAUCAAGUGAUGCCCUGAGCAGUGAGGCAGAGCCUGCAGAAGGGAGGCUGCUAGCCAGGCAUGAGGAACUGCACCUUGCCUCUCUUUCAGAGCCAGGGGAGAAGGUAGUGGAUGGCAACAAAGAAAACCCUCAGGACUUAACGCCCAAGUUGCCUUUUCCACACUGUAAUACCCAAGAUGGUUUCUUGCAGGCAAAGAAAAUAGAUGAAGAUCCAUCCAGGCCUCAGGAUGCUGCCCCCAUUGGAGUGGCUGUCACCAAAGGGCUGUGUUCCACCGGCGAGUCACAGCUGAGUAACAACAAAGGCGAAGACGCACCCCGUAAAGUGAGAACCAGGCCAUCGUCUCUCAACUUGGAUUCACUCCUCCCUGCCCCCGAUUUCUUCAAGUUUGACAACCUGGCGGUGCCCACUUCACCUGGAAACCUCUUAUGUGUGCAGAAGGAAGGGAAGAGCAGCGAUUCUGUCCUGUCACUGCCUGCUGCCUGCCCUGCCAGGAACAAAGGUGACCCCUGGGGAUCUCGCUUUGAUCCCCGGGAGCUAGACCUGGAUUACAUGGCAGUGGCCCACGCUGCCACCGGCCGUCGUAACUCUGCCCCUGUGAGCGUGUCGGCGGUGAGGACCUCCUUCAUGAUUAAGAUGUGCCAGGCCAGAGCUGUGCCAGUGAUACCGCCCAAGAUCCAGUACACACAGGUCCCACAGCCGCUGCAGACUCAGAACGCCGACCGGGACAUCCCUGCAUCGCUGGGGAGGAAGGAAACAGAAGCUCACUCAGCCAGCAGGCAGCCCCCCCGAGCAGCUUGGGGACAGCUGGAGCCCCCAAAGAGCCCUCGGGUAGAGAAGAAAGCCAAAGAGGAGAAAGAAAACAGUGACCCAACUCAAAUGGGUUCAACUUCUUCUAGGCAUGGCAGCCUCAACCCUCUGCCAGAUCUCUCCCUCUCCAGUCAUAAUUCCACCCAGGAGGUGCCCGUGCUGCGCCGAAAGCACACUUCAGAGAGGGAGACCGCAGGAGACAACCCACAAUCUUCAAAAAUGGAGAGGCCAUCGGGAUUUUCCAAGCCUUCCUACAGAUCCAGACCAGGAAGGCCCCAGAGCCUUAUCCUCUUCAGCCCACCCUUCCCCAUCAUGGACCAUCCAUCUUCCUCAGCAGACUCCAGGGUGUUGUUAUCACCCAUAAGAAGCCCCUCUCAGAGCAACUCUCCAAACCCUAUUUGUGGCGAUCUGUCUGGGAACCUGCAGACAACACCUGAGGGGGUCACUCUGCGGAACAAAAUGACCAUCCCCAAAAAUGGGCAGAGACUGGAGACCUCCACCAGCUGCUUUUACCAGCCCCAGAGGAGGUCAGUGAUUCUCGACGGGAGAAGCGGGAGGCAGAUAGAAUAACGCCAGCUCACCUCACCCCUCUUCCCUGGUGGAUGAGAUGGGAGUGCCCACCUUGAGACCAACUGUGCUGUUGUUGUUGUUGUUGUUGUUAUGAUUAUAAAUAUUCUAUGCAAAAGGGACACAAAUCCUUUAUUUCCUCAUGCAGAGCAUUUUGCUACUGAGGUUCUCAUUCUCUUUGUCUCCCUCUCUCCUUUUCGGGAAACCCCACAGUAUCUGCUCUAUGGAAAAAAAUUCCUAAGGAAGUUUGUUUUCUUCAGUGUCACCCUCUGUCUGAAAAAAAACAUGGCAUGGUCCAAUGGACAUGUAUGCGAAGGAGGUAAGACCAGAGGGUAUAUUUUUCUCCCUUGCACCCCCAGGCGAUGAUGCAGGACCAUCUGUCCAGCCAUCCCUGCUGUACUGCUCUGGAUAGCGUAAGCAAACUGCAGAGGAGAAUGGUGAUAGCUGAAGGUGAGAAGGUAAAGCUGACCUGUAAAGAUCACACUGAGUGCGUUAACCUAAAGAGCUUUCAAAGCAAACACUCUGUCUUGAAGACAUUGCCUACAGCUGUUCUCUUGUAACACAGAAUGCAGAAUGUGCAAUGUCUGCAAUGAAGGUAGCUGAACAACAUAAGCCCAGCUUCCCUUUCAACUUAGUGAUUUCCACUUGCCUGGCUGUCUUGCAGUCAGUCCCUCCUUAUUUGUUGGGGGUUGGCUUGUACCUGGUGCUCUGGUUCCAAGGUGGUAGAGAUCACUCUGGCUUAAUUUAGUGAAAAGAAGGUUCUGGCCAAACAAAGACCAAGAGUGUCAGUUUUCAAUUAAGCCUAGGGCUUAAUUACCUGGCCACAGAGUUCCCCAGUCGCUCUUCGCACCUGCAGCUGCACAGUGGGAUCUGAGCAGCUAGACAAGAUCAUGAGAAUCCUCUGAUCAGCACAUCCUUGGCCAAUGCCCCCUCCCCUCCUGGUUUGCAUGUUCCCAGCCACUGGCCUCUUGCACUUCAGAUUCCUGAGAUUUGAGGCCAGCUCACUGAAUGCCUGGCUGACUUUUACCUCCCCGGCCGUUGGUGCUUUCAAAUUGAUUAGGAGGAACAUGCUAGAGAGGAUGAUUUGUUGGUGCACACGAAUGGAGGAGCAACAUGCAUGUUAUGGGAGGGAAUUCAGCUGGAAUUAAACUGUAUCCCGAGGGUCUGUUAUCAUUACUGUCAAUAUGUGAUCAUACAGGAACAGCUGCCAUAGGAAUGGAAUUAAGGCUUCUGCUACAAAGUCUUUGACUUAGGGUUAAAUGCAGGCUCAUCUGUCAGCUGGUGUGUGACCAGGGGCAGCUCCAGGCACCAGCGCUCCAAGCACAUGCCUGAGGCGGCAAGCCGUGGGGGGCAGCCUGCCGGUCACCGUGAGGGCGGCAGUCAGACAGCCUUCGGUGGCAUGCCUGCGGGAGGUCCGCCGGUCCUGCGGUUUCGGCGGCAAUUCAGCGGCGGGUAUACCAAAGGCACAGGACCGUGGGACCUCCCACAGGCAUGCCGCCGAAUCUGCGUUGCCAGCAGACCUCCUGCAGGUGCGCCGCCAAAGGCUGCCUGACUGCCAUGCUUGGGGCGGCAAAAUACAUAGAGCCGCCCCUGUGUGUAUCCAGAGGCAAGUGCAUGGCUUUGUAUUAUCCUCCGUGUCUCCACAGUUCAGAUGUCGCUAGUGACCUUGAAGUAGAGAGAGACACCAGUACUGAUACAAUCCUAGUAAUGGUGUCCAUAAGGGCCAUUCUUAGCCAGUCUUAAAGCUCAUAGUCCUUCUGUGAGCUAGCUUGGGCUGUGGUAGGAAUAGUAACUGAGCAGCUGCAAGGGCAGGCCUAUGACUCCCAUAGCCAAUGACAAUCAGGAGAUGCUCCCAUCCAAAGUUAUAAAUUAAUUAACAUCUGUUAGUUAUCUGUGUUUAGAUCUUUAUUUGAAGGCACCUGCAUUCUCAGUGUCUCAGGUGAAGUGUCUGCUGGUCUGCAAACCCAGCCAAUGGGGCCAUUCGGUCUGGGUGGAGAGUAAACUGCCAUGUCAUUGGUCUGGUUGGGACUAGAGGUGUAUAGGCUCCAAGAACCAGGGAUGAUUCCCCACCACCUGGCAUCCAAUUUUGUUAUUUAUUCCUGUGCAAAGCGAGGACAAAUUACUGAAUCAGAAUGCUGUGCCCUUUGACACCAUCUUACCAUUUGACCCCUGCUUUGCCCGGAUGUAAAAGACCACACAAGAGGCAAGGUGUUGGAGAAUUAAACCCAUGCGGGUUCAUAAACUCAGAUGGGAUAGUAGUCUGGAAAGAACCUAGAAUCCCCACCCAGAUUCAUGCUUUCCCAUAAACUUCAGCAGAGGUUUUACCUGAGUAAGCACUGUGGGAGCUGGGCCUGAGCAUGCAGCCCAAAGCAGUGAUCUCCUCCUGGCUCCUGCCUACGCAAAACCCUCCGCAGCUCCCAACUAAACGAGGGCAUAGCUAGUUCUCCAGCUUUCAUUGAACGUGAUACAGCAUGAAGCUGCAGUUCCACAUAUGCCAAGAGCCCUUGUGUAGCUCCUCUCCGGUGGAGGUAACCAUCACCGCAGAGUUAACAGGAAAUGAUGGAAGUAGGUUAGCUGCAAUAUUUAGGGGUUCAUUACACAAUUCUGCAAAAGGUAAUGUGACUGGAAAGGAUUCCCAGGUUUUUCAGUUUCAGGGAAUUAUUUUGGGUCGUGACUUACACCUUUCCUCCGACCUUGUAGGAACCCAACCAUUGCGGCAUUGUGCUAAUGACUGGGAACCGGAAGGUGAAAGUAGAAAUAGACUAGGCUAGAUUCACAAAGUGUACUGUCCAAAAAAACAACAACAACAACAAAAUGAAAAUCUGACUCCUUAAAUUCUUUCAUUUAAUCAAACCUGUUACUGAAAUGGAGGCAAAGUCACUCUAUAGAAAUAUAGAAUUUUAAUCUUGACAGUGCCCCUUCAAGAAAUAAGGCUGUAGGGUUAAGUGGGAAAACCCUUCAAGGGAAGAUCACUUUAUUCGGAAAUGCUACCUAACACACUAUUAAAGCCUGGACCCAAACACCACAUCCUUUGAGGGUCUUCAAAAUUUGAGCCUGCUCCCAGAUCUGGAUUUUAUAAAUGAGCAUUCUCUUGAUAGUGGGUAAAACCUUGGACGUGAACAUCUCCAAAUCUUGUGGUGUCUGAAGUCUGAUCCAAAUUUUGCAGCUUGAUCCCAUUUCUAGUUGAAAACUAACUGGCUUCAGCUGGUGCAUAAAGUACUAAGGGAGGCCCCAGAGACAGACAGCUCUUGUGGCAAGCUAGGGAAGGUCUAGCAGAAACAGUCCUGUGCUUAUAGAAUCAUAGGACUGUAGGACUGGAAGGGACCUCAAGAGAUCAUCUAGUCCAGCCCCUUGCAUUCAUGGCAGGGCUAAGUAUUAUCUAGACCAUCCCUGACAGGU
Messenger RNA from Trachemys scripta elegans, 8421 nucleotides. RefSeq names its product Rho GTPase activating protein 31 (gene ARHGAP31). The transcript has 12 exons. The record is from RefSeq and is a predicted model, not a curated record. Lineage: Eukaryota; Metazoa; Chordata; Testudines; Emydidae. The coding region runs from base 511 to 5025 and encodes 1504 amino acids. Gene Ontology annotation, biological process: small GTPase-mediated signal transduction. Gene Ontology annotation, molecular function: GTPase activator activity.